AUGGAACAGAGCGUACGUUUCUCUCGUGCGGCCCACCCAGUCCGCGAGAACCGGGCAGAUCGCCUCGACGGUACGGAGGCCGGCCGACGGGUCCGCCAAACGACGAGACCACGCCUCCAGCACGGACUGCCGAUAUUGGAGCCCCCGCGCUCCGGCUGCACUUGCGCUAGGGCGCGCCGCCUCGUAGGAGACUGUGAGCCUGCAAAACCUGAACAACCUCCUCAUCCGUGGGCGCCCGGCUCUCGCCUGCAAGUCGGCUGUUACGUGUGCGGUGAUGCGAGCCAUGUAGCUUCUGGGUGUUCCAUGCGCUACAAGAAGAAAAACGACACUGCUCCAGGUGCUGUGGCAGGUCCAACCAGAGACGUCAACGUGUGUUCCAGAGCUUCAGUGUGUUACAGAUAAGUGGUUUUGGCUUCCCCUUUAUGUUCCAUUCAGGGUCAGAAUGUAGUCUUA
This is a messenger RNA of Bombyx mandarina (wild silkworm), 453 nucleotides long. RefSeq lists its product as uncharacterized. NCBI's taxonomy places the organism in Eukaryota, Metazoa, Arthropoda, Insecta, Lepidoptera, Bombycidae. The record is from RefSeq and is a predicted model, not a curated record.